Haemonchus placei is the source of this 2592-nucleotide messenger RNA. The record is from the annotation of a GenBank genome assembly. NCBI's taxonomy places the organism in Eukaryota, Metazoa, Nematoda, Chromadorea, Rhabditida, Trichostrongylidae.
UGUUUAAUGUUUUUUGAGAUAUUUACUUUGAACGUAUGUACUGUGAUUUUUCAGGGUAUCCAUCACAAACUCACAAAACGGGAACUUCAGCACGUCUUCGGUGUUGAAGAAGUCCAUCAUGUUCCAGAAUAUGAGCUAAUAAAAACAGAAAAAUUCCGCAAGGAAGAUGGAGGACUACGGAUACGGUUUCAAGCCUGGGGAGAUGAAUACAUGCUGGACUUGAAGCCGAAUAAUCGGCUUAUCAGCCCACAUAUAGUGUCGAUCACUCGGAAUGGUUCGGAUGUGAUCGAGAAAAAAGGGCUCGAUCUGGAUCACAGUUGCCAUUUCCAGGGCGUUGUUUCCUCACAUGGACGGGUACCUGUAGCCAUUUCCGAUUGUCGAUCUCUUAUGGGUACGCUAGUAAUGGAUGAUCACUUCCUUGUCCUUCAAACUGUACCGCAACGAGUCCGGCACCACAGUCCUACGGAACACCUGGUCUUCAAGCGUUCUCCGAGUCUUCUGACGGCAUUUGAACGGAAUUUAGAAGAGGAAAUAAUUAAGUUAAAUGACGUUCAAGAACCGUUCUGCGAUACCAGCGAAAACAUGGACGAUCCUCUAGCAGGUAAUGAGUUAGCAAUCCUCUCGCUGAACUACACAAUACCGACAGCAGCAAAACUGGACUCACCCAUUGUUUUUCCUAAUCUCGAUCCAAUCACUUUGGAGAUCGGACUCUUCCUUGACUCCAAACUUUUUGAGCAUUUCCAAAGGGAAUAUAUUCAAGAUCCUGAGCAGCAUCUUCUCGAUUUUUCAUUAGCUUUAAUCAAUAAUGUUCAUGUACUGUAUCAACAACCCACUCUUUCUCCAAACUUGGAUAUCGUAAUCGUCAGAUAUGAGAUGUGGAAGUCUCAACCUACCAAUUUGGCAACGUUCGUCCACAAAAAUGGCCAAGCUCAAAGUUUAUUGGAUGCAUUCUGUCGUCAUCAAGCUCAUAUCAAUCCGGGUACCGAUCUGACUGACAUGGGACAUUGGGACCAUGGUGUCCUUUUGACUGGAUAUGACAUCUACCAUACCACUGCAUCCGUUGCCGGAGUGGCUCCUGUGGCCAGAAUGUGCGAUCAGCUGUUCGCUUGCUCGCUGGUGGAAGGACUACAUCUCGGUCGAUCGUUCGUUUUGGCUCAUGAAAUGGGACACAAUAUGGGUAUGGUCCACGAUGGCGUACAGAAUCAGUGCAGCAAAUCUUGUUGUCUGAUGUCGGCUGUGAAUGGAGCCGGCAAAACGACAUGGUCCGAGUGUUCUGUAAGGGAGUUCAACGCUUUCCUAUUGCAGUUGGACGAAUCUGGUACGGGAAAUUGUCUGCGAGAUGGCUCACCCGGAUUAGUUGAGCGCAAUCACCUACAAGACGGAAGAACACCUGGCCAACGAUUCACAGCUGAUCAACAGUGCGCUUAUUUCUGGGGCCGUGACUACAAGGUGGAAAUACCAGCUGGUCGCGCAAUGGAUGACAUCUGUCGAAUUUUGUGGUGUGGAAAUGGUGGAUCGACAAUUUCUACGGCUCAUCCAGCUUUGGAAGGCAGUUACUGUGGAGGUGGCAGGUGGUGCCAUGAAGGGCAAUGCCUGCCAUGGCCAUUUGGACCACCACCUCAGGUUGUGCAUGGUGGAUGGUCAAGAUGGAGUACUGAUGACAGAUGUCCUGUACAGCAUUGUCAGAUUACUGACAGCAUUCCGAUUCGGCCACAGCAUCGGGAUUGCGUGAAUCCAGCGCCGAACAACGGUGGGCUCCCGUGUAGCGGAUCUGCAAUCCGUGGAAUUCUCUGCUCAACGGCACAUAGUUCUUGCCGAGGGUUUUCUCGAGAAGAAUACAGUAACCGCAUAUGCUCGUCUAUAAAGCAUGAUCCACUAAAACCAGAUCGACAGCUGACUGGAGACGGUUUCGAGCAUGCAACCCAACCGUGUAAGGUCUGGUGCCAUCUCAUCGAUUCGGAGCUGAUCCGAAACAAGGGCCAAUUCCCAGAUGGGGCCCCAUGCGGCCCGGAUCAGUACUGCAUAAGUGGAACUUGCCUUAGACUGGGAUGUGAUGGCAAAGCAGUAGUAGACAGUGACGAUGAUUGCCCAGAUGCUAAACGACAAUACGGAUGGACUGACUGGUCUUCCUGGUCUGAGUGCAGUGCUUCUUGUGGAGCUCAUGGUCGACAAGUUCGCAAGAGAGAUUGCAACAAUCCCGACGGACUAGCCGGUUCAAAGGAGCAGCGGCCAUGUCUUCCACCUCCACCAGAGUGUGACGUGAUGACGGAAUGGGGUGAAUGGACGAGUUGCGAAGGCGAAUGUGGGCAAGGUCAACAACGACGGAAGAGACAAUGUCUAGCAGAUGACUGCGAACAAAAAACCGAAGAAAAUAGGCCAUGUUUCAAUCCUGGAAAGAUGGCAUGUUGGCUAGAAUGGGCCGAAUGGACUGAGUGCACGCAAACCUGUGAUGGUGGCCAUCGCAAGAGAGAGCGGAUUUGUCCUUUGCCUGGGGAAUGUGAAGGAGGAGCCUUCGAGGUCGAAAUGUGCAAUACUGAGGUAGGUAGACUUCAAAAAUACCUAAGCUUUUAUUUUUACCUCCACCAUAGCUGA